CUUUGACACAAGUAGUACUAUUUAACAGAAAACGGCAGGGGGAAGUUUCAAAAAUGGAGGUCCAGGCUUUUACAUCCCGGAAUUGCACAGAGCUGAACCCCGACAUUAUGAUGUGCCUCAAUGAGUUGGAGAGGAAGCUUGCAAAGUACUUUGAUAGAGUUGAGAUUCGUGGUAAAAGGUCAAGAAUGGUGCCUGUGCUUCUCACACCUGACAUGAUCAUAGCAAUGAACCUCCUCAUGGAAAACAGGAGUAAGUGUCAAGUCCCCACAGAGAAUGUAUACUUAUUUGCACGUCCAGGUGCACUUUCCCAUUACAGAGGCUCUGACUGCCUUCGCAAGUAUGCAAAGCAAUGUGGUGCAAAGGACCCAGAGGCACUCACGUCAACAAGAUUGCGGAAGCAAGUUGCCACUUUAUCCACAGUACUAAAUCUAAAAGAAAAUGAAAUGGAUCAGCUUGCUACCUUUCUUGGACACGAUGUCCGGAUCCACCGAGAGUUCUACCGGCUUCCAGAGAGUACCAUACAGCUGGCAAAAGUCAGUAAACUGUUGAUAGCAAUGGAAAAAGGGAAACUGUCUGACCUGCAGGGGAAAGGACUGGAUGACAUUGACAUACAUCCUGAUGAUAAGGUUGCCACGACUGACGACGAUUCUGAUGAAGAAACCAUUCCUGACCUGCAUCAGCAGAGAGGUUCAAGAAAUGAGACUUCUGGGGACCCAAAGCACCUACCUGACUCAACCACAUUGAGCAACAUGGAGGCCACUUCAGAUUCAGUCAUGUUGGACCACUUGGAAGGCACGUCGACAAAAAGCAUCGUCAGCACUGAACCAACAGAUUCACAGCAGGACACAGCAAUUAUUGUGGGUACAUCUUUGAAAUGCUCCAAUGAAAAGCAAGCUGGGAAGGUGAGAAGCAAGUGGACAGAUGAUGAAGUGAAGGCUGUCGAACGGCAUAUGUUACAUUUCAUAACAAGGUGCAAGGUACCAGGUAAAAGGGACUGUGAUGCCUGCCUUCAGGCAGAACCAGUAGCUCUAAAAGACAGAGACUGGGCUGGAAUAAAAUACUACAUACACAACAGAAUCGUAGCAUUAAAAAGGAGGAUGAAUAAAUAGAACUAUAAACUCCUAAA
This is a messenger RNA of Archocentrus centrarchus (flier cichlid), 1126 nucleotides long. RefSeq lists its product as uncharacterized. NCBI's taxonomy places the organism in Eukaryota, Metazoa, Chordata, Actinopteri, Cichliformes, Cichlidae. The record is from RefSeq and is a predicted model, not a curated record. Bases 54 to 1109 code for a protein of 351 amino acids. The transcript has 5 exons.